CUCCAAUUGAGUGAAUACAGACUGCAAAAGCGGAGCAAACAAAUAAACAUCGCCUUUACUGUAGGUGACCAAGAGGUCACGGGUUCAAGCCCUGCCAGGCGUCUGGUGUGCGUCAUCAACAGUCACUCAUGGAUCAGAGAAGUCAGUUCUCUUCUCCGCAACGCGUGAAAACGUCAACUUUCCACUCAGAUGCACCGCAUUAACUUACAAGAGGUGGAUUUGUUUGUCUAUUUCUACAUGUAGAACGGAUAUGAUUGAUCAUUUCGCCCUGGAGCGGUGUGCAAUGCUAUCUCACGCCGACCUCCUGGAUGCUCGCCUCGGUGAGUUAACAUCACCAAACUCCGGUCUUCAACUCUACUGGAUGAAGGAUGCCGCUGCGGAGCUCCUGGGCCACAGGGAGGCUUUGAAGUGCAGACUCGGUGGUGGUGGACCGGAUCCGGGGCAUUCCGGGGAGCUCGGCCCAGGCCCGGACGGCGUGGAAGGAGCCACGAUGCUCCCCGGCGAUGAUAUCAGCAGCGGCGGAGGAUCCAACCCGGUGCAGGUGAACAAUAAGGAGCAGGAGAAGCAGCAGCAACAGCAGCAGCAAAACAGCAACAACAACCCCAAUCAGUCUGGAGGGCAACAGUCCCAGAAACAAAAGCGGCACCGGACCCGCUUCACCCCGGCGCAGCUCAACGAGCUGGAGAGGAGCUUCGCCAAAACUCACUACCCAGAUAUCUUCAUGCGGGAGGAGCUGGCGCUGAGGAUCGGUCUGACGGAGUCCAGGGUGCAGGUCUGGUUCCAGAACCGACGCGCCAAAUGGAAGAAGCGCAAGAAGACCACCAACGUCUUCAGAGCUCCGGGGACUCUACUGCCGACGCACCACGGUCUGCCCCAGUUCCCGUCCGCCGCGGCCGCAGCAGCGGCCAUGGGAGACAGCCUCUGCUCCUUCCACGCCAAUGACACCCGCUGGGCUACGGCAGGGAUGCCCGGCGUGUCUCAGCUGCAGCUACCGCCCGCUCUGGGGCGCCAGCAGGCCAUGGCGCAGUCGCUAUCUCAAUGCAGUCUCGGCGCAGGGCCGCCGCCCAACUCUAUGGGUCUGUCCAACAUGUCGUCAAACGGCUCCGGGCUGCAGUCACACCUCUACCAGCCCACCUUCCCCGGAAUGGUACCUGCGUCCUUGUCGGGCCCGUCCAACGUGACCGGCUCGCCUCAGCUGUGUAGUUCCCCGGACAGUGACGUCUGGAGAGGGACAAGCAUCGCGUCGCUGCGCCGCAAAGCGCUGGAGCACACAGUUUCCAUGAGUUUUACCUAGUACCGAAGUGCAGCCUGAAGAGAUUUUCUUUCACUUGCGCAGUGACCUUCUGCAUUUAGUUUUAUCCAUCCAGCCCAUCCAAACGGCACACCCGGAAAAAUACAAUCAGGAUACUUGGUCAAAUUCCAAACUGCACACUUGGCAUUUUUUUCUCCCAAACUCCCCAAAAAAGAGGAGAACUGACGCUCUUCAUCAAGCCUGUUGGCCUUUAUCAACAACUGGGCUGGUUCCGUUUGAAGCUCUAAUUUAUUAUUUCGCAUGUAGCCUCAGACACCUAUUUAUUUAUCUAUUUAAAUUAACUUAUCGGUUUGUUCAAUAUUUAUUUAUUUAUUUAUAUGGCACAUACAGACAGCCUUUAUACUGCGGGGCUUUCAGUGACAUUUGCUUGGUGACUGAUGAUUUAUGAUGAAUGACUCUGAGGAUUCUUUGAAACACAAGAUUCCACUUUUUCUCCUGAUGCGCGGCAUUCACCUCCAAGGAGGAAAAUGAUUGCACACUGGACGUGCAGAAACAAAAACACCUGGAGGUUUAAAAGACUGAGAACAUGAACGAUUCAGCAGGAGAGAGAAGGAAACUGAUCUGAGAAGAAUCAGGACAAGGAAAAGAACUUGACUGCAUGUGCUGUCAAAGGCAAAAAAUAUAAAAAACAAAUAAAUAAAUAAAAAAGGGGAAAAACUAUAAAUUAAGACAUGGAAACUGACUUAACUAUAAUCUGUUAUAUAGGAUGUUUUGUGUAGCGGAAGCGCUCUUGUUCCCAUUUGGUCAAUUUGUGAUAACUUACGUUUCCAAAACCCUGUCUGUGCUUAUUAUCACAUAUGCUUUUCUUAAAUGUUUGAAUCAUUUUGUUUCACGGACAUGUUUAUAUCAAUUCAGUGUAAAUGAUCAAAUAAAA
Messenger RNA from Melanotaenia boesemani (Boeseman's rainbowfish), 2186 nucleotides. RefSeq names its product orthopedia homeobox a (gene otpa). Gene Ontology annotation, biological process: regulation of DNA-templated transcription; neuron differentiation. NCBI's taxonomy places the organism in Eukaryota, Metazoa, Chordata, Actinopteri, Atheriniformes, Melanotaeniidae. The record is from RefSeq and is a predicted model, not a curated record. Gene Ontology annotation, molecular function: DNA-binding transcription factor activity, RNA polymerase II-specific; DNA binding. Bases 251 to 1294 code for a protein of 347 amino acids. The transcript is spliced from 5 exons.